AUGGCUCCCACUCCGCUGCCUGAAGCUAGUGACAAGUACCGCAUCCUUCCGCGCAAAGUCGGAGAGGGUGCAUAUGGUGAAGUCUUUGAAGCCAUCGAGAAAGCCACGGGUGAGUCGGUGGUCAUCAAGACCAUCCGUCCAGAUAAGGCCAAUCCGGUCAAGCUGCGAUCGGAGAUCGAGAUGCUCAAGUUGCUCGCUGAUGGGCCGAACAUUGUCCAACUGCUGGACACGGUCCAGGACUCCAAGACUGGCGUCCAGAUGCUGGUCUUUGAGCUCGUCGACGCGCAGUACUACAAGGCUGCUUACGCCGUCAUGAACUACAACGACAUGCUGGUGUACAUGUACAAGACGCUACUUGCACUCGCGUACACGCACGACCGCGGCGUCAUCCAUCGUGACAUCAAAGGCGGCAACAUCCUCUUUGACGUCGAGGCACACAAGCUGCGCCUCAUUGACUGGGGCUUUGCUACCUUUCACUCGCCGCGCACAGUCCACCACGACUUUCCAGGCACUCGCUACUACAAGGCGCCCGAGCUGUUCCUCCGCCUCAAGUCGUACGACUACGCUUGUGACAUGUGGUCGCUCGGCUGCGUCCUCGGCAUGAUCCUCUUCCAGCGCAACCACUUUCUCAAGGCCAAGCACAACACAGACGAGGCCCAGAUGAUUGCCAUCGCCCGCGCCCUCGGCACAGACGACUACGCCACGUGGCUCAAAGCUGCCAAGCCCCCCAUGGCCGCUUACUUUCCCGUCUCUGCCCUCAAGGCCGCAAAGUGUCCCGCAGAGCGCCAGUCGCUGUGCGACCUCUUUGGCUCCGAAGACCACAACGGGCACCUAGUCCGUGACGACGCCGUAGACUUGCUCGAGGGCCUCCUCCGCUGGGAUCCUGCAGACCGCCUCACCGCCAGCCAAGCCCUUGCAUCACCCAUUUUUGCCCCGCUCCGCGCUCGCGACAACCUGGACACUUCGACCACCAACACCACCAACACAUCGCGCUCAGACUCAAACUCGUCUAUCAUCAGCCCGCAGUCGGUUGUGCCCAUGCCUAUCGAUUCCCUCGGCUCGUCGUCGUCGUACUCAUCUUCGGACUCGGUCUCCUCCACCAUCUCAGCCGGCGACGUCUCCUUCAAUCGCGAUGCCAUGGAGACUGACUCCAACUCGUACGCUUCGUUCACCUCGUCAUCAUAG
Thecamonas trahens ATCC 50062 is the source of this 1185-nucleotide messenger RNA. Its product is annotated as CMGC/CK2 protein kinase. Gene Ontology annotation, molecular function: protein serine/threonine kinase activity; ATP binding. The record is from RefSeq and is a predicted model, not a curated record. Bases 1 to 1185 code for a protein of 394 amino acids. The transcript is spliced from 3 exons. NCBI's taxonomy places the organism in Eukaryota, Apusomonadida, Apusomonadidae. Gene Ontology annotation, biological process: protein phosphorylation. Gene Ontology annotation, cellular component: nucleus; protein kinase CK2 complex; cytosol.